Bubalus bubalis (water buffalo) is the source of this 3193-nucleotide messenger RNA. It is a transcript of the gene TASL, whose product is annotated as TLR adaptor interacting with endolysosomal SLC15A4. Gene Ontology annotation, biological process: regulation of toll-like receptor signaling pathway. Bases 1898 to 2800 code for a protein of 300 amino acids. The record is from RefSeq and is a predicted model, not a curated record. NCBI's taxonomy places the organism in Eukaryota, Metazoa, Chordata, Mammalia, Artiodactyla, Bovidae. The transcript has 2 exons.
CCAUGGACAGAGGAGCCUGGUGGGCUACAGCCCAUAGGGUCACAAAGAGUCAGACACGACUGAAGCAUGCACGCAUGCAAUGCUUACCUCACUUAUUUUCUUCUCAAUAUAGUCAAAAGCCCAUGCAACAUUAAAGUUUGAGGGGAUUCUAUAAUUUAAUCCCACAUUCUCAAUUUACAGAUAAGUUGAGUCUCUGAGAGGUUAAGUGACAUGCAAGCGUGAGCUCUGUUUUCUUUCCUUUUUUUGUCCAUGCUGUGCAGGUUGUGGGAUUUUAGCUCCCAACCAGGGACUGAACCCAGGUCCUCUGCAGUGGAAGCGUGGAGUUCUAACCACUGGACUGCCAGGGGAUUCUAGUGGGCUCUGUUUUCUGACUGAUCAGCAUUUGAAUGCCUGCUGGUUAUGGACAUAGUACUUAAUUUCGAUACAUAGAAAAUGAGAAUAAUAGUACCUACAUCUUUGAAUUUUUGUGGGGAUUCAUUGAUUUAGUACAUAAAAGGCCCUUAGAACAGUGUCUGGGUUGUAGCUAGUAUAAAUGCUAGCCCUGUUAUAGACCUGCCAUUAACUAGACUAAAACCACAGCAAGAUCAGAACUAGAAUUCUAGUCUCUUGACUACCAGUUCAAUAGUAUUUUUUUUUUUUGGCCUUAAUGAGUCUGCAUAGCAAUCAAAUUUUACCUUCCAAUGUCCAAUGUGGAUUUUUAGAAUGUGACCUGCUCACGUUGGAAGUUCUUGUAGUUUCUGUGACACUAUCGACACUGCAGAGCUUAUUUUGGCUCAUUCCUCCUUGUACUGUUCAAGGCAGGUUCCCCACAGAAAUUAUUACCCAUACAAGCUGCUCAAGCAUCUAGAUAGAAAAUCCUGCAGCCCACACUUGGGAGAUGCUGUCACUGUUGACUGACAGUAACCCUUCUAAUGAGUUCCCUGCUUGAAUCUCCAGUGCACAGUUAGACACCUGCACUCACUUACCAAGAGUCUGACUCAAGAGGAACUGAAGUAAACCUAUCAGCUCCUUUCCGGGCUCUCUCUCCUGAUCUCUCCAUUUUGGUCAAUGCUGGUGUCAACUGUCAGCGUGCCUAGACACAGUUACGUCUUCUCCUUCAUUGCCAAGUCCAGGAGUUAUGGCCUCUCAAGUUCAUUGCUUCUCUUCCUUUUCUGCUUCCUUCUUCCUGGCUCCUGCCCCUAAACAGCUCAGGUGGGCAUGAAUCCUGCAGCCCCUAACCUGGGUCAUGGACUCCAGUUUCAUUCUGCUGACAUUCAUCUUGCCCUUUAUUCAUAGAUCAAAUCAUGCCUUGAAAAACCUUGGUUACCUUCCAGAGGUUUGUAUUGCCUUCAGCAUAAACUUAAAGUCCUCAGCCUUGCAUGUCUCAAUAUUACCUCCCUGACGUUUUCUCUCACUCCUUUCUCAUAAGAAUUUGUUCAUUUAGGCAUGGGUGUCUCUGUCCCUUGGUAUCAUGACACAUUUUCUGCUUUUCCAUCAUUGGUCCUACCACUGUACUGGUCUGCCUUGGGCCCUAUGUUAGGGCUCUUAUUCUACCAGAAUUAAGGUAUCAACAAAGCUCUCAGCCCAUGACAAAUAGGGCAAAGAGGCUUUUAUGUGUGUGUUAGUUGCUCAGUCAUGUCUGACUCUUUGUGACCCCCAUGUCCUAGCCCACCAGGCUCCUCUGUCCAUGGGAUUUUCCACGCAAGAAUACUGGAGUGGUUUGCCAUGCCCUUCUCCAGGGGAUCUUCCUGACUCAGGGAUCGAACCCAGGUCUUGGCCAUUACUCAAAACAAAAUCCAUUUCCUUCACUACUGUGAAUGAGCAGAGGUUAUCUGGAGAACUUAUACACAUCAGCCACAUAAAAUGAGAGAAGAAUCCACUAUGAUUUUUUAAUACGAAAAGAAAUGUGAUAAACAGAAUGCUGUCAGAAGGCUAUCUCAGUGGACUUGCAUACCGGAAUGACAUCCAGUGGAGUUAUCCGUCUUCUAAUGAGCAAGUGGCUGAGGAAAAGGAAGAGGAGAUGGAAGCCACAGCAGCUGCGAGUCUUUCCUAUUCCUCCGUGGAUGAAACACAAGUCCAAAAUCUCUAUGUGAGCUGCAAAUCCUCUGGCAAGGUCAUUUCUUCAGUGUAUUCAAGAGAGAGCCAACAUAGUAGAAAUCCGAGAAUUACAGUGCUGCAAACAAACCCCAAUCCUGUGUAUGAAAGCCCAAACUUGGCUGCAGUUGAACUAUACAGAGACACCAGCAGAGAGACCUACUUGGUCCCACCUUCCUGCAAGAGUAUCUGCAAGAAUUACAAUGACUUACAGAUUGCAGGGGGCCAGGUGAUGGCCAUUAAUUCAGUGACAACCGAUUUCCCCUCUGAGGGUAGUUUUCAAUAUGGUCCUUUGCUGAAAUCAUCUGAGAUUCCUUUGUCCAUGGAGGAUUCCAUGUUCACUCAGCCCAGCGACUUGCCACCCACCCCUAUCCAGCGGUAUUCAUCGUAUUGGAGAAUAACCAGCAUCAAAGAGAAAAACAGCCUGCAAAUGCAGAAGCCUAUUUCGAAUGCGGUGCUGAAUGAAUACCUGGAGCAGAAGCUGGUGGAGUUGUAUAAGCAGUACUUUAUGGACACUGGGUUUCAUGACAGUUCACCUACCCAGAUUCUGGCAUCUGAACUCAUCAUGACAAACGUGGACCAAAUUAGUAUUCAAGUCUCUAUAGAGAAGAACCUGGAGAUCUCGAAAGCCAGGGAUAUCGUCAUUAACCGCCUAUUACAGUAUGGGUCAACCGAAAUCAGCACGCCGAGUCUCCAUAUUUCUCAGUAUAGCAACGUGAAUCCAUAGAGAGGGUGCUUCCAUUGCUCUUUCUCAACUACUCAAAUCCUAAGCACCAAGUAUUCAUUUAUUCUGAGAAUGUGCAGGAAGGGGUUGGCAAAGGGUAGAGAACAAAAGGUUGGUUGCAGGUCAGGUAUGGAUUAAGAGGAAAUCUCAUAAUAUUACACGCGAAGGAAUGUGGGGAGAGGAGCUAUAAUGACUUCCAAGUGAGGGCUGUACAGCAACAAAGAAAAAAUAAAAAUGAUCAAAAAAAGAAGGUAUGAUUCAUAUAAGGGAAUACAGAAAAGGAAAAAGAAGAAAAACCAAGUAAGGAUGCACACAAUGUAUGGAGAGUCCUUAAAAAACUAGGAAUAAAACCACCAUUUGACCCAGCAAUCCCACUCCUAGGCAUGUACCCUGAGU